AUGCCAGCUGGGCCGGACAAGUCCUUUAUGGUGCGCUUGAAGGUGUUUCCUUGGGGCACGAACAACUCUGGCGAUCACUGCCCUUACUUGGGUGCCUUCCUGGAAAUGCUGCCUCCGCAGCAUGCGGAUGUAGACUGGUCUUGCGAAGAGAUCACCUUCUCAAUCAAGCUACAGCAUCAUGACGGCAAUCAGUUGCAUACUGUGCACAAGGAAGACACCCACACCUUCAGUGGGCUGGCCAUCGAUCGGGGGUGGCGCAGAUUUCUUCCCUGGUCGAGCAUCAGCGAGCAGAAUGAGAUUCGAGUGGAGGGUGAAGCUUGUCUGCCGGUUCCAAAGGUCCCAGUGCAUUCAAUACACUCACUAGACUUGACGCAGGAGCCUGCCUUUGUAAAGUUCCUGUUGCCUGAUUCCCCGCCCAUCUAUUGCGACAAGCGCUUGCUCACCGCGCGUUCGGAGUAUUUUGCCGAGAUGUUUUCCUCGCAAUCAACGUGGAAAGAGGCGCGCAUCAACGAAGUCGACAUGAGAUCCGAUCCAGAGGCCAAAGUCCGUUCCAUCAGCGCCAUCUACUUCUUUCUUGUGUCAGACACGUUUCAUGCGCAAGACGACAUGCAGCACGCGCUGUCCGUGCGGCGCCUGGCUGACCGCUUUUGCCUCACCUCACUCGUCGACAAGGUCGACUGCGAACUGCGGAACAUGCUCUGCACUGAGAAUGCCCUCGACAUGCUGUCGCAGGUCGCUGGGACUGGAGGCGUAUUGGAGCAAGCAUGCCAUGCACUGAUCAAGGCGAACAACUUUGAGCUGUUGGAGAAGAAGCUGGAGCAGCUCGACAUCAUCGCCCAGAGCAACCCCAUCCUUGUGAGGCAGCUCUUUCGGCUCUUUGUGGCAGCGAGGAAGGAGACGCCGCGGCACUAA
Messenger RNA from Symbiodinium natans, 912 nucleotides. NCBI's taxonomy places the organism in Eukaryota, Dinophyceae, Suessiales, Symbiodiniaceae. The record is from the annotation of a GenBank genome assembly.